Aegilops tauschii subsp. strangulata is the source of this 1185-nucleotide messenger RNA. Lineage: Eukaryota; Viridiplantae; Streptophyta; Magnoliopsida; Poales; Poaceae. The record is from RefSeq and is a predicted model, not a curated record.
AGCUCGCCGCCGCUCGCCGUCUUCGAGGCCGGUGGCCGUCGACCUCCUUGCCGCAAUGCCUUCCUGGAACGACGAGGAAACCAGCUCGGAGGAGGAGUGCGAGGUUGUCAGCAUGGACAUGGGACUUAUGGAGGAACCAGACACCACUGUGGAGCCCCUUUUCUGUGGCCAACUUGAGCUUGCUCAUCCCAAGUGCAUUCUGCACCAACUGAGGCCUAUUAAGCGUGUUGCUUUUGAAGGGCCUGUAACAGGAAGGCGUUUCUAUGGCUGCCCAGUCCAGGAAAAUGGUGUGAAUUGUGGUGUUGUAGAGUGGGUUGAUGGGCCUUGGCCAACUGUUCUUCAGAGAUGUUUGUGCAAACUAUGGGAGAUGUUCCAUGAGCAGAACUUUGGAAGGGUACAGGACAAGGAGAAGUUUGAGAAGGAGUUGGCCAGGCUUAAGAGUGAACAUGAAAGGGAGUUGACCAAGCUUAGGACUGAAAAUGACAAGCUUUGCAUUGAGUACACCAAGCUUAUUGAUGAUGUAUCCAAGAUGUUUGAUUGGCAGGAUGGUAGGGUGGACAAGAAGGUGUACCAGAAACAAGUGGAGGAGGAAGAACUUGAGAAGAAGAAGAAGGAGCUAGAGGAGAAAGCUAUGUUGGAGGUGCAGAUGGAAAAGCUCAAACUUGCAAAAGAGCAGAGGUGUAUUUUGCAGAGCCAAGCUGAUAUCAUCAAGAACACCAGGAAGGCUAUGAAGGCUGUUGAAGUUGACAGAGAUGUUCUUAAGAAGGAGAAGGCAAAGCUUGAGCUUGUUGUUGCUGAGCUACUGAAAGAAGGGUAUGGCAGCAAGGAGAAGUUAGAGCAAAUCAAGGCCAUCCUUGAGUCUUGAACUUGUUGUGAUAUGUUGGUGAAGUAAGUACAUCCAAAGGCCUUUAUAUAAGGAUGUGGCCUGACAUGACUGCAAGUGAUUAUGAGUGUACAUUUUGGGGGAAUGUGAAGUUUAACCUAGUGCAAGAACCUUAUUUCCUAUGUUGUUAAGUUGUAAUGGAUCACCUAUGGUAUUAAGUGUUGUAAUGGAUCUCCUAUGCUAUUAAGUAGUGGAAAUGGAUCUCUUAUGCUACUAAGUUGUGGAAAUGUAGAAUGUAUGCUAUUAAGUGUUCAACUUGAUCUUAUAUCUUUUAUAUGUUAUUUGUUAGCCUACUAAUAUUA